CAUUUGUUUCAAGGAAACCUCCAACUUUCUCGCUGAUAAAACCUGCCACUGGACACAAGAGGUCAGAUACAUUGACCUGGAGAUAGAGGGAAAGAACUAAACCUGAGGAAGAUAAAUAGGCCGUUGCUUCCAGAAACUUCCUGAGAAGGGGCACAGGGCAAAGAGGUCCUUGAAACAUGCGGUAGGCUAAAUUAAAACAGAGAGAAGUGAGCCGUGCUAUCUGGUGGAAUCCAUGACAGGAUGUGCUGAGGGUAGAGUGCAGAUCUACAAGUCUCACAUUGGAUUAAGAAGACCCAAGAGCAUCAGCUGCAGCAUCAGGGAUGGGAUUUCCCAUGAUCCUCUGCCUCUCUUCACUGACCUGCCUCUCCUUUGUGAUUGGUGGAGACUGCCAGACAAAUGCUUCCCGUGACAACGCCCUGACACCUCUCCAUGACAGCCGCGCUCGCUCCCCAAAUGGCCCCGCCCCCUUGCCUCGCCCUGCCUCUCACUCCAACGCUUCUGUCCGUGGGCUUGGAGGCUCAGGGGCGCCCCCUGGCUGUGUGCAGCCCACAGCGGCAAAGCUGGUGUUUAAGUACGUCAACACGCUGCUCUCCUGCGUCAUCUUCGUGGUGGGGAUUGUGGGUAACUCCACACUCCUGCGCAUCAUUGGUGAGAAUAAAAGCAUGCGCACGGGCCCAAAUGCUCUGAUUGCCAGCCUUGCACUGGGAGACCUCAUCUACAUCGUGUUUGCCAUUCCCAUCCACAUCUAUAAGCUCAUAGCGAUGCGCUGGCCGUUCUCUGACAGUGUGUUGGGACUCCUCUUGUGUAAGCUUGUGCCUUUUGUGCAGAAGGCCUCUGUGGGAAUCACUGUACUCAACCUGUGUGCCCUAAGUGUGGACAGGUACCGUGCGGUAGCCUCCUGGACACGUGUGCGGGGCGUGGGAGUGCCGGUGCAGACGGUGCUGGAGAUCGUGUGUAUCUGGGGCGUGUCGGCCGUGCUGGCGGUGCCGGAGGCCAUGGGCUUCCGCAUGGUGGCCUUCUCCUACCGCAACACCUCCACACACACCUGCAUGCUGCAGCCCACCACCCCCUUCCUCAGGUUCUACAGGGAUGUAAAGGACUGGUGGUUGUUUGGGUUUUAUUUCUGUGUGCCGCUGCUGUGCACGGCUGUCUUCUACUCACUGAUGACCGGGCACAUGCUGCACCAGCGCAAGCAGCUCAAAUCAGCACUCAGCCAGCACCUCAAACAGAGGCGUGAAGUUGCGAAAGCAGUCUUUAGUCUGGUGGUGAUUUUUGCGCUUUGCUGGUUCCCUCUGCACCUCAGCCGCAUUCUCAAGAAGCUGAACUACAGCCCUCAGGACACACACCGCUGUGACCUGCUCAAUUUCCUCUUGGUGCUGGACUACCUGAGUGUGAACCUGGCCACUGUCAACUCCUGUAUCAAUCCCAUCAUCCUCUACUUUGUCAGCAAGAAAUUUAAAAACUGCUUCAGGUCCUGUCUGUGCUGCUGGUGUCCCUCUGGUAGGAGCCAUGCUCAUUCCAGCCCUAAGAAACACAAAGCCCUUCUCACAUAAAUGUGUCUGAAUAUCACAGUAUGUGUCUUUGUGUAUGUACAGUGUGUCCUUGUGUGUGAAAUGAUGGCCUAAUAGAAAGAAUGACUGCUAUGUGUUUGUGUUUUUUAACAAUUAAAGUUUUAAAUCCUCAA
This is a messenger RNA of Alosa alosa (allis shad), 1684 nucleotides long. RefSeq names its product endothelin receptor type Ab (gene ednrab). Gene Ontology annotation, cellular component: membrane. The transcript is spliced from 9 exons. Lineage: Eukaryota; Metazoa; Chordata; Actinopteri; Clupeiformes; Clupeidae. Gene Ontology annotation, molecular function: endothelin receptor activity. Gene Ontology annotation, biological process: regulation of blood pressure; vasoconstriction; enteric nervous system development. The record is from RefSeq and is a predicted model, not a curated record. The coding region runs from base 321 to 1553 and encodes 410 amino acids.